Messenger RNA from Fraxinus pennsylvanica, 1032 nucleotides. NCBI's taxonomy places the organism in Eukaryota, Viridiplantae, Streptophyta, Magnoliopsida, Lamiales, Oleaceae. The record is from the annotation of a GenBank genome assembly.
AUGUACUACGAUUACUAUGCUGGGGGAGCUGAAGACCAGCAAACGCUUGAAGAGAAUGUCAAAGCAUUUCAUAGGAUCAUAAUUCGUCCAAGAAUUCUGGUUGAUGUGAGCAGGGUAGAUAUGUUGACAACUAUUGUGGGUUGCAACACAUCGGCCCCCAUUAUGGUUGCCCCAACUGCCAUGCACAAACUGGCACACCCUGAAGGAGAAGUUGCAACAGCGAGAGCAGCUGCUUCUUGUGACACCAUAAUGGUGUUGUCCUUCAUGUCAAUGUGCAAGAUGGAGGAGGUUGCUUCCAGCUGCAACGCUGUCCGCUUCUUCCAAUUAUAUGUGUACAAAAAGCGUGAAAUAUCAGCUCUGAUGGUGCAAAGAGCUGAAAGAAAUGGGUUCAAGGCUAUAAUUCUUACUGCUGAUACUCCUAGACUUGGUCAUAGGGAGGCAGACAUUAAGAACAAGAUGAUUUCACCUCAGUUGAAGAAUUUUGAAGGUUUGAUUUCCACAGAAGUUCACACUGAUAAGGGUUCAAAUAUUGAAGCUUUAGCAUCAGAAAAUUUAGAUGCUUCAUUGUGUUGGAAGGACAUUGGAUGGUUGAAAUCCAUUACAAGCUUACCAAUUCUGAUUAAAGGAAUUCUCACUUGUGAAGAUGCAAUAAAAGCAAUGGAAGUAGGUGUUGCAGGAAUUGUUGUUUCCAAUCAUGGUGCACGCCAGCUAGAUUAUAGUCCCGCCACAAUCACUGUUCUAGAAGAGGUGAUUCUUGCUGUUCAAGGGAGAAUUCCAGUUCUUUUUGAUGGAGGAGUGAGGCGGGGAACAGAUAUUUUCAAGGCCCUAGCUCUUGGAGCACGAGCUGUUAUGAUUGGACGGCCAGUUAUAUACGGGUUGGCUGCAAAGGGAGAAGAUGGGGUGAGACGAGUACUCAGUAUGCUGAAGGAUGAACUUGAGCUCACUAUGGCCCUGUCAGGCUGCAGUAGCGUGAAGGACAUAACGAGACAUCAUGUGAUGACUGAGCAAGAAAGACUCCACUGCAGACUCUAG